Messenger RNA from Zymoseptoria tritici IPO323, 1476 nucleotides. RefSeq lists its product as uncharacterized. The coding region runs from base 190 to 1476 and encodes 428 amino acids. The record is from RefSeq and is a predicted model, not a curated record. Gene Ontology annotation, molecular function: sterol ester esterase activity; triacylglycerol lipase activity. Lineage: Eukaryota; Fungi; Ascomycota; Dothideomycetes; Mycosphaerellales; Mycosphaerellaceae. Gene Ontology annotation, biological process: triglyceride catabolic process. Gene Ontology annotation, cellular component: cytosol. The transcript is spliced from 3 exons.
UUUCUAGAAGAUUGUCAGGGAAUACCUCCCUCUUCUCAUACACUCCUCCCUCCUGGACAGCAACGUCCACUCUGAGACAUUGUUCCCGCAUGACACAGCGGACGACGAAAACGUGAACGUGACCCGAACACCAGACGACAACGACAGCACUCUCCACUGCCUCGACCACAACUACCUCCUCGCCCCUGGAUGCCCACAACUCCCUCCACCUUCACAAUGUCCACCGAAACCCCUCCCUCCCGCUCCGACACCCGCUCCUCCUCCAUCUUCCCCGAUCUCCCCAAAAUCCCACACUUCCAACCUGCGCCGCGAACCCUCUACCAAAAAGUCCACAAUCGCCCGCGAUGGCUGCUCGUCCUACAAGCAGGUCUCUGGCGCUUCCUCAUGUCGAUCGGCAUGUUUCUACAUCGUCUCGCACCUCCGCGACCGAAAAAGGCAAACUUCCACCGCACCUUCACAAGUACCCUCGCAGGCAAGCAGGGGGAUAUUACAUUGUAUUUCUAUGUACCCGCGGACUGGGCGACGCAGAGGGAUUUGAAUAGGCGAUGGGAUCAUUACCCGGUGGUGAUCAAUUUCCACGGAGGAGGCUUCACGCUGGGUUCUCCACAUGACGAUGCGAGGUGGUGUCGGACGGUGGUGGACAACAUGAAUGCUGUGGUGGUUUCGGUGGACUACAGACUUGCGCCGGAACAUCCCUUCCCGACGGCGGUCGAGGACGGCGUGGACGCGGUGAUUUGGCUGCAUAACCACGCGGCGGAGUUUGGAAUUUCGAGGGAAAAGAUUUGUUUGAGUGGGUUCUCGAGUGGAGCGAAUAUGGCGUUUACAGUGCCGUUGAGCACCACAUUCCACGAACAAAACCUCCAACACUCCCACAUCCACAUCGCCUGCAUAGUCCCCUGGUACCCCUCCCUCGACUACACCCGCACCCGCCACGAGCGUCGCGCAACCUGCGUUCGGGCGGAUCAAGAACUCCCCGCCCUCUUCACCAACCUUUUCGACGACUCCUACCUGCACCCACCGGCCGCCGUGUCCCUCGACUCACCCUAUCUCUCCCCGGGCGUGGCUCCCACGAGCUUACUCAGAGAAGGAUUGCCGAAGGAUGUUAUUAUGCACACGUGUGAAUGGGACAUGCUGCUCGAUGAAGGACAGGCGUUUCACAACCGCCUCUCCGCACCCGACAUCGGGAAAGAUGUGGUGUAUAAUAUGGUCCCUGGGGUGCCGCAUGGAUGGGACAAGGCGCCGAAUCCGUGGAAGCCGACGCCGGGGGUGAGGGAGUGGUAUUUAGGGGCGAUUAGGGAGAUGCAGAGGGUGCUGGGGGAGCAACCGGUGAAGGGGAGGAGUAGGAGUGUAGUCGGGGGAAGGUCGAGGAGUGCGGCUGGGAGGAGGAAGAGUGGGUUGAGUAGGACGAGGGAGGAGGAUGAGGGGAGGGAGACGGGAAGAACGGAGAGUGUCAGUGGGCAUGGGGCUUUGCCUUGA